This is a messenger RNA of Adineta steineri, 1131 nucleotides long. The record is from the annotation of a GenBank genome assembly. NCBI's taxonomy places the organism in Eukaryota, Metazoa, Rotifera, Eurotatoria, Adinetida, Adinetidae.
AUGUUGUCGUGUUCGAAUUAUAGUAAUGCUUCAUGCCUUAAUGGAGGUACAUGUAUUUCAGACAAAUGUGCAUGUCCAAAUGAAUGUUUAGGUGGCGAUCGUUGUGAAAUACUUUAUAAUGCAAUUAAUUUACCAUUCUCUACGGCAAUGUUAGAAGAUACCGUUGUCGCACGUAUUGUCUAUAUUAUAUUAAUAACAUUAUUAGUUAUAAUUGGAUUAAUAAAUACUAUUGCUGGUUUGGUGACAUUUACACGUGAAAGUAUUCGAAUUACAGCUUGUGGAAUCUAUUUAAUCAUAUUUUGUUCAAGUACGAUUAUACGUACAAUCUUUCUUCAAACUGUAGUUUUGACUAUUGCAGCAUAUGAUACUCCAUCACUUCGUUUAUGGUCAUGUUAUGCAUAUCCUUAUAUAUCAUUAACAAUGGGUUUUACAGGUAUAUGGGUAAGUGUUGGUAUUGCUAUUGAACGAGUAUUAAUUGAAUGUUUCAACAUGGGUUUAUAUGGUACACGUCGACAUGCAAUACUAGUAUCAAUUGGAUUUUUUAUUUAUGCAGCGAUUUCAAAUUUACCUGCAAUAUUUGCUCGAGAAUAUAAUGUGAGUCCAUCAGGAGAAUCAAUAUGCAUAUAUGAUUAUAUCUCACAUCCAAUAUGGUAUAAAGCUGAUACUAUAUUCUCAUAUAUUCAUGUUAUUAUUCCAUGUAGUGUUCAUUUAAUUUGUUCAGUAUGUAUUCUAACGACAAUUGCUCGACGAAAAAUUCUUAUACAUACAAAUACAAAACCUAAACAACACCUUUAUCUUGUAUGGCUUGAACAAUUAUAUAUUCAUCGAGAUUUUUUAGUUCCACCAAUAUUUCUCAUAACUUGUCUUCUACCAAAUGCAAUUCAUGGUCAUCUUCUUGUUAAAUGUGCUCCAUAUUCAAAUUUAGUACAACUUCGUCUUCAUAUUGUAGUUAUAUUCUUACUUCAUAUACCAUCAGUCUUUGUUUAUAUUGUAUAUAUUUAUCCAAAUGAAUCUUAUAUAAAAGAACUUCGACAAACAUGGUUUUAUCGAAUAUUCUGUUGUUGUUUCUAUCGAAAAUAUAAAAAACAAUUACAACAUCGAUCUCAAUUGACAAUCAAAUCUACUAUUUAA